Camelina sativa (false flax) is the source of this 898-nucleotide messenger RNA. RefSeq names its product agamous-like MADS-box protein AGL61. Lineage: Eukaryota; Viridiplantae; Streptophyta; Magnoliopsida; Brassicales; Brassicaceae. Gene Ontology annotation, molecular function: RNA polymerase II cis-regulatory region sequence-specific DNA binding; protein dimerization activity; DNA-binding transcription factor activity, RNA polymerase II-specific. Gene Ontology annotation, biological process: regulation of transcription by RNA polymerase II. The record is from RefSeq and is a predicted model, not a curated record.
UACAGCAUGACGAUAUGAACAGCUAUAAAAUCCCCACGUCCAAGAAAAACCUAAUGAUAUAUACUUUCUUUAAUCUCUCCUCCGAUCCUUUCUCGCUUUGGUCAUGGAAGAAGAAAGAGAAACAUCAUCAUCGAUGACUUGCGUGACGACGUCCAAGGAUCCACUUCAAACCCCUAACAUGUCUGUAAGUAAACCCAAAAAGGAGACAACAGCACAAACAACCCCUAAAACCACACGAGGUAGACAGAAGAUAGAGAUCAAGGAGAUCAAGGAAGAGAGCAAGAGACAAGUAACCUUCUCCAAAAGACGCCGUGGGCUAUUCAAGAAAUCAGCUGAACUGAGCGUUCUCACCGGUGCAAAAAUCGCCGUCAUAACGUUCUCUCGAUGCGGUAGGAUCUACAGGUUUGGCCACGUAGACGCAUUGAUCGACAAGUAUCUUCGUAAGAUUCCGGUGAAGUUGGAGGGAUAUGCCGGUAAUAACGCGGCGGAGGAAGAAGGUAGGAGGCCGUGGUGGGAGCGUCCGGUGGAGAGUGUGCCAGAGGAGGAGCUUGAAGAUUACGUGGCAGCAUUGAGUGUGUUCAGAGAAAAUUUAGGGAAAAAGAUCAUGGCCAUGAGCAACGAUCGGCCGGUUGAGAUUGUUCCGGCAUGGCCAAUCAACAUGAUGGGUUGGAAACCGACGAUGGAUAUGCAAAACUUGGAAAAUCUGACGGAUGGGAUUACUCGCUGCCGUGUAGGUCAAAACGGGUGAUUGCUUUGGUCACUUGUAUAAGUAUUCCUCUAGAGAGUUUCUAAAGUAUUUGAUUUAGUUAUAUGAUUUUAUGCUAUUUAUAUUUUAUUCAUUGUUUUCUUAGCUUGUAUACUUUAUACUUUGGAAAUCAAGUUGUUUGAAUUAUUAAUC